Molecule: messenger RNA, 1131 nt
Organism: Saccharomycopsis crataegensis
Lineage: Eukaryota; Fungi; Ascomycota; Saccharomycetes; Ascoideales; Saccharomycopsidaceae
Exons: 1
Coding region: 1-1131 (376 amino acids)
Biological process (GO): magnesium ion transport
Cellular component (GO): membrane
Molecular function (GO): magnesium ion transmembrane transporter activity
Source: RefSeq, a predicted model, not a curated record
AUGGAAGACAAAUAUAUCGGUUUAGGACUAGCAAUGUCCUCGUCCUUGGCUAUCGGGACCUCGUUUAUCAUCACCAAAAAGGGCCUUAUGGACGCUCAAAAUCAAGGGUUCGAAGGUAAAGGGCAUGAAUAUCUUAAAAAUCCAAUCUGGUGGGCGGGGAUCGCUACUAUGGCCGUUGGGGAAGUUGCCAACUUUGCAGCUUAUACUUUUGCUCCAGCAAUUUUGGUCACUCCUCUAGGCGCAUUGUCAGUUAUCAUUGGGGCAAUUUUGGCCGCAAUUUUUUUGAAAGAAGAAUUAGGAACUUUGGGGAAAAUGGGUUGUGCUAUUUGUAUUUUAGGAUCGGUCAUUAUUGUUUUACAUGCGCCACCAGACAAAGAAAUUGAAACCGUUGAUGAGAUAUUGGAUUAUGCUCUUAAACCCGGCUUCAUCAGUUAUUGUCUCGCGGUUGCUAUAUUUGCAACAUUUAUGAUUUAUAAAGUGGCUCCAAAAUACGGUAAUAAGAAUCCUGUCAUUUAUGUCUCUAUUUGCUCUACUGUCGGUUCAAUUUCUGUCAUGUCCAUCAAAGCAUUUGGUAUUGCCUUGAAAUUGACAUUUGCUGGAAACAACCAAUUCACCCAUUUGUCAACUUACUUUUUCAUUUUUGUGGUGGUUUUCUGUAUCUUGACCCAGAUGAAUUACUUCAAUAAAGCUUUGGAUCAGUUCGACACCUCUAUCGUUAACCCAUUAUAUUACGUGUCAUUUACAACUGCCACAUUAGUUGCUUCAUUUAUCUUGUUUAGAGGUUUCAAUACCGCCUCCUCCAUCAACAUUAUCUCUCUUAUUUGUGGGUUUAUUAUUAUCUUUAUGGGGGUUUAUUUGUUGAACAUUUCCAGAAAACACUCCAAUGAUGAUUUGCUCCCAAUCAAUUCUAGUGAUGGCCCUGAGAGAUUGUUUGGUAGCGGUAAGAACAUUGAAGAUAUUCCUUUGGACAAUGCUGUGGGCGCAGGCGUCUCUAUCAGAAGAUCCUUACAAUUACAUAGAAGAGUGGGCUCUAACAGCCAUAGUCUCUUCAGCUUGGACAACGAGGAAGCUAUGGGGUUGACUACGUUGAAUGAGGAAGAAGAUGAUGAUUUGCUUCGUCAUCCUCAAUGA